AAAUUGAAGAGAUUAUCUGCAACGACAGCAACUGCCCUCCAGUUCUGGAAUCAAAAUUAUGUCCUGCCGAUUCAUUCCUCACAACAUCGAAGGCAACCUACGACGACGAGCAGAUCCCCAGCAGUGACUUGGAUCAUAGAAACAGUAACGACGUGGUUCCGAAUAAGGAAACCGCCAUCGAGAAGAGUAACUUAUUUCUGUUGCCGGAGCAGACGUCAUAUUGCGUGUGUAAUGCUUCAGUGUGUGAGGUACCGAUGUGUUCUCCUGGAGAUGUUCUUCACCUUGUCGACAAUGCGACUGGUCUCCCUGGUGCCUGCUGCAGCAUUUUCGUGUGCGAAAAGUCGGAAGUGUGCCGGUCAGUCAUAUGCCCACCUUAUGAAGAGACCCGAUGUCCAGGCGACAGUGUCCGUCUUCCUUCUAAGUGGACGGAGAACCACUGUUGUGAACUGCAGCAGGAUUGCGUAUGUUCAGAUGAAGACCAAUGUGAGCCAGUGUUUUGUCCGCCAGGAUUUCAAGUUCAGGUGACAUCCCGUGCUACAGGGCGUCCAGGUUCUUGCUGUGAUCGAUUUCGCUGUGUGAAUG
Molecule: messenger RNA, 582 nt
Organism: Candidula unifasciata
Lineage: Eukaryota; Metazoa; Mollusca; Gastropoda; Stylommatophora; Geomitridae
Source: the annotation of a GenBank genome assembly